CGAUGGUAAAUAUCGAUAGAUGACAAAAAAAUUUUUUUGCCACAAAUGUCGCCGAGCUACAUAAUUGUUUAAUAAACAAUUAAUCACUAAUAUAAACAAAAUAGUGCAAAUUGUGUCAGUGUAUGUGUGAGCUAUUCAAUGUAAUUGGCAAGACUGUUCGUAUUGAAUGGCCUGCAAUUGCGCUACGUGCUGUGCCCACAGAGUAACAAUAACAAAAACAACAACGAAAACAAUAACAGCAACACAAACAACAACAACAACAACUGCUGCUGAACUAGAGCCACAACGCAAAGGAGAUUGAGAUUCGCAACGCAAUCAAAAAAAAAAACACACACACACAUACAAAACAAAAAAAAUAGAAAAAAAAACAACAGAAAAAAUUCCAUAAAGCGGAAAAUAACAUACGCUGCGUGAGAGUGUUGUGAAGGUGCCAAGGGGAAGGGGGCUGCCGCGAACAUAGCCCAAAGGUGGUUAACAGUAGCAGCAGCAGCAGCAGCAGCAGCAACAAAAACAACAACAACAGCAAGAAGAGUACGAUACUACGAGCGAGACCUUGAAAACUUUAAAAGAAAUAGCAACAAAAUACGCUCAAAAUAUUAACAAAAAACGCAAACAGAGCUGAGCGCAGCACGUCGAGAGUGUGAAGAGCGGAGAGUGGAGAGAGGCCGCCAAGUUAUGGAGAGUGACAAUUUUCCGCAGCGCGCCAAUUAAACAUAGAAAAAAGUAAAACAAAACAACAGCGAGAGAGAGAAAAGGAAAUGCAUUGUGGAGAAAAGCGAAUUCGAUAUCGAAUUCGUCGGCAAGCGUGAGCAAGAGACAAGCAAACGAUUUACAACAAUAAUAAUAAUAAUAAUAAUCAUAACAGCAGCAGCAGCAGCAGCAGCACAUCACUACACUCACACACACAAAGAAUCAUACACACACAUACACUCACACACACGCCAGACAACAACAAAUAACGUGCGCGAUAUGGCAGCAAUAGUCGCCCCUGCCGCUGCCUCAGCCAGCAGCGGCGUCGCAGUUAUGACAGCAGGCGUCUCAGAUGCGGCGUCAUCGGAGCCCAAUGGCGACGCCAAUGGCGCCUCAAAUGGUCGCGAGGCGCGCAACCUGGCCGAGAAGCAGCGACGCGACAAACUGAACGCCAGCAUCCAGGAGCUGGCCACCAUGGUGCCACAUGCCGCGGAGUCGACGCGGCGCCUCGACAAGACCGCUGUGCUCCGGCUGGCGACGCAUGGACUGCGAAUGGAGUAUGUGUUUGGCAAGUCGGCGACACGACGGCGUCGCAAACACAAUCUCAAGAUGCUGCCAUCGACGCACGAGACGCCACAGCUGACGGACACACUGAUGCAGUUGCUCGACAGUUUUCUGCUCACGCUCACAUGCAAUGGCCAAAUUGUGCUCGUCUCGGGCAGCGUGGAACAGUUGCUGGGCCACUGCCAGUCGGAUUUGUAUGGACAGAAUCUGUUGCAGAUUACGCAUCCCGAUGAUCAGGCGUUGUUACGUCAGCAGCUCAUACCACGUGACAUCGAGACGCUUUUCUACCAGCAACAGCAGCAGCAGCAACAACAACAACCACAGCAGCGACAACGACAGCAGCAGCAGCAGCAGCAUCAACGGCGGCACAAGCAGCGACGUCAAAAGUCAAGGCAUUCGCAAUCGCAUUCCACAUCGGCCAGCGACGAGGAGGAGCACGAGGAGGAUGAGGACGAAGCUAACGACGACGACGACGACGUGGAGCUCGAGGAACAGCAAUAUGACAACGAAAAUGGUGAUGGUGAUGACGAUGAUGUGGAGCUCAUGGAUAACAUCGAUGCCCACAUGCCACAUCGCAGUCGAACGCGAACGCGAACCCGCACGCCCAGCCCCGAGACCCUCGCCCAUUGGGCGGCCAUCGAUGAGCGUCUGCGCGCCGAUCGUCGCUGCUUCAAUGUGCGCCUCUCGCGGGCCGCAACGCGAGCGGAGUCGACGCGUCAGUACGAAUGGGUGAAGAUCGAUGGCUGCUUUCGUCGCAGCGAUUCAUCGGUGACGGGUGGCGCCGCUGCCAAUUAUCCAAUCGUCUCGCAACUGAUAAGGCGAUCGCGUAAUAACAAUAUGCUCGCUGUUGCCGCCGCCGCCGCCGCAGCGGCUGCUGCAGCCUCAUCUGAUAACUCGUCGUCGUCAUCGUCGCCGUCGCUGCCGCCUCCCUGCCUGCCACAACACGAUGCCAUCGCACAGGCCGCGCUCCAUGGCAUCAGUGGCAACGACAUCGUCCUGGUGGCCAUGGGUCGCAUCAUGCGCGAGAGUUCGACGAACCUCAGCCUCCUGUGCCGCCAGCCGGAGCCGUAUCAGCUGGAGUAUCGGACGCGGCAUCUCAUCGACGGCAGCAUCAUCGACUGUGAUCAGCGCAUUGGCAUCGUUGCCGGCUAUAUGAAGGAUGAGGUGCGCAACCUGAGCCCCUUCAGCUUCAUGCAUCUGGACGAUGUGCGCUGGGUGAUUGUGGCACUGCGACAAAUGUACGACUGCAACAGUGACUAUGGCGAGAGUUGCUAUCGACUGCUGUCGAGGAACGGACACUUUAUCUACCUGCAUUCGAAGGGAUUCCUCGAGAUUGACAAGAGCAGCAACAAGGUGCAUUCGUUUCUGUGCGUCAACACGCUGCUGGACGAGCAGGCCGGCAAGCGGAAGGUGCAGGAGAUGAAGAACAAAUUCUCGACAAUCAUCAAGGCCGACAUACCCACGCAGACGAGUCCCGAUUUGCCCGCCUCGAGGGCUCCUCAGCAGCUCGAACGGAUUGUGCUCUAUCUCAUUGAGAAUCUGCAAAAGACAGCAAACAACGGUAGCAAUGGCAUCGACGACAACAUCGAUGCCAUGGACGAUGGCUGCUGCAGUUCGCCAGCAUCGACGCUGACCCUGGAGGAGCAGGCGCCAUCGCCAGCGGCACAGUUGGCUCUGGUGCCGCCAGCGCCUGGGCAUGUGAAGCAUUCGAUAUCGAAGUCGGUGGAUGUGGUGAAUGUGACAUCCGCACGCAAUUUGCAGUACCAGCAAAAGCAGCAGCAGCAGCAGCAGCAGCAACAGUUGCAACAACAGCAGAAGCAGCAGCAGCAACAACAGCAGCAGCAACAACAGAAGGUGCAGCAACAACAGUCUGUUAUAAGGCAGCUAAGCUGUAGCGAGAGCUCCACAUUGUCGCCGGCAAGUGCGAGCAGCGUGGAGACGACUCUCGACGACGGCAACAACAGCAAUGCAUCCCCGCCACCAGCCACAGGAACAGCAGCCACAGCAACGGCAGCAACCACAGUUGUGGCGCCGCGAGUCAGCGUAUUGAAGCGACUGAUGUCAACGCCCAUCAAGUCGGGUGGAACAUCAGCAGCUGGAACGCAAAGCCGAGUAGCGACAGCGGCAGCAGGAGGAGGAACGGGAAAGGGAACGGGAACACAGCUGAAAGCGGCGCUGUCGAGCACGUUGCGCAGCUUGGACACACAGCUGGUGACGAUGGGCGAGGAGGCGCGCACGUUAUUCCAACAACAGUUGCGGCAACGCGAUGCCAUGCUGCCCAGGUUCGAGCAGCAAAUGGAUGCCAUUAUGCUGGAGCAUGAGGUCCAGAAGCAGUUGCUGGUGAACAUAACCAGCGAGUAUGAGACGCAGGUUUCGGUGAUAACAAACAACAAGCAGAAACAGAAACAGUCCAGUGAGAGCAACAGUAACAGUAGCAACAGCGGUAGCAACAGCAAUUAGUGUGGUUACUGCUGGCCAGUGUUGCGAAACGCCAACGUUUUUGCCUUUCGGAUUAGCUACAAUACAAUACUACAACACAACACUAUUUAUUUAAUGUACGUCGACACAUAGCUCAGUAUUCAGUGCACGGCUGAAGCCCCCUCUUCCUUUUCCUUAAACCUUACUCGAACUACCUCCCGUGUUUUUGUGCGUUGAUCAACACUUAGACCACACUUAAGACCCAGUGCAAAAAGAGUACAAAGAAAACACACACACAUACAUACAUUGUUUUUAAGCCCAAGCUACUCAUUAACUUUUAACAGAUUUUAAUAAUACAGACAGACAGAUGAGAGCGAGACAGAGACACAAAUUGAAAGAUAGAGAAAGAGAGAUUCUAGUUUUAAAUAAAUAAACAUUGUGCAACACUGAGCGCGACUGAGCAAUACGCAUAACAAUUACCACAUUUUGCAAGCAACACACAUUUGUGUACACACAAUUAAUACUCAAUUGAUAGCUGUAAUAAGACUAGCGGAAAAGUCUACAUACCCAGGCACUGGAGUUUUCCCUACCCCCCUCGAACACACACCUACACACCUACACACACACACACACACACUGAGCACUGAGCUAUUAAGAUCGAAUCCACUUUGUUUAUCUUUGCUUUGAGCUACUCGCACCUAUCUCGUUGCCUUUCCUUCCAGUCACCAGUCUCUUCACCAAUUUCCUUACUUAUAGCUUUCGAACUUCCCCCCUUUCCCUUUCCCCUUCCCCCGCUUCGAUUACGGUUGCGGUUUUUUUGUGGUUUGCCUUAGCAGUUAGCACCUUUUUGUUUCAUAGCGAAAUCUAUUGUCUUUCUUCUAUUGUUUGUUUUCUUGUCAAUGUGUAGCUAUUUUUAACCACAUUAUUAUUAUUAUUAUUAUCUAUUAUUUUUAUUAGAUUUUUGUUUGUUUUUCUCUUUUUUUUUGUGUAGCAUAGCUUUUGUUUUGGUUUUUCCCCAACAAUAAAUACGAGUAUAGAUUAUAACAUAAUCACUUUUUUUUUCGUUUCGUUCGUUCGUUUUUCUAGUGUGUAAUAUUAAUUUGUAAUGCCUAAUUUAAGCAAAUUUGUAGAAUUCUUUUAUGUUCUUUUGUAAGUUAACAAGUAACUUUCUUUCAACGAGUUGUGCUCUUAAAACACUUUUGGGUUAUAUCGCUACAGAUAUACGUAUACAUAUACAUACUAUAUAUAAUGAUAUAUAUAUAUUCUAAUAGAUACAUCUAAUGUGUAUAUAUUUAUAUAGUACAUUUUGUGUUUUUUUUGCGUUGUUGUCUAUAUCUUUUGUACAAUCUAAUUUAUGAAACAAAUUUCAACAAAAUAAAUACGAAAACAUAAAUUAAACCAACAAACAUUAACAGUAACAAAUGCAAAAACAAAAUUAAUAAUAACUAUACAAAUAAUAAUUAUUUUAUUAAAUGUAAUCAUAACGAUAAUAAUGCGUUACAAAUGUUUAGCAAUUAAAUAACUAGCAUGUAAACUAAUUAAUAAACAAAUCGAAAACAACAAUAAUUAUUAAUGAAAAUAAACAAGCAAAAAAUACGGCU
Messenger RNA from Drosophila nasuta, 5273 nucleotides. RefSeq names its product Methoprene-tolerant (gene Met). The record is from RefSeq and is a predicted model, not a curated record. Bases 970 to 3714 code for a protein of 914 amino acids. The transcript is spliced from 2 exons. Gene Ontology annotation, biological process: regulation of DNA-templated transcription. Gene Ontology annotation, molecular function: protein dimerization activity; DNA-binding transcription factor activity. Lineage: Eukaryota; Metazoa; Arthropoda; Insecta; Diptera; Drosophilidae. Gene Ontology annotation, cellular component: nucleus; cytoplasm; transcription regulator complex.